CUCUCUCUCACACACACAAAUACUCCCCAUGCUCCUGUUGCCCUCCUCCUUUGAUGAGGCCAAUGGCCAGCAAUGGCAUGGCGUCCUCCCCCUCCUCCUUCCCUCCAAACUUCCUCCUCCCAAUGCAGCAGACGCCCCAAGAUCAUGACCCCCAUGAACACCACCACCUCCCUCCUCCCCUUCAUCCUCACCACAACCCGUUCCUUCCCUCCCAAUGCCCCUCCCUACAAGACUUCCGAGGUAUGGCGCCAAUGCUUGGGAAGCGUCCGAUGUACGGCGGCGACGAGGUGAACGGGUGCGGCGGCUGGGGCGCGAACGAGGACGAGCUGUCGGACGACGGUUCGCAGGCGGGGGAGAAGAAGCGGCGGCUGAACGUGGAGCAGGUGCGGACGCUGGAGAAGAACUUCGAGCUGGGGAACAAGCUUGAGCCGGAGCGCAAGCUACAGCUGGCGCGCGCGCUGGGCCUGCAGCCGCGGCAGGUGGCCAUCUGGUUCCAGAACCGCCGCGCGCGGUGGAAAACGAAGCAGCUGGAGAAGGACUACGACGCCCUCAAGCGCCAGCUCGACGCCGUCAAGGCCGACAACGACGCACUCCUCUCCCACAACAAGAAGCUCCAAGCCGAGCCAGCUGAUCAGUUCUUGGCCUGUACUCGUGCGGCACUGCAGAUACUGGCGCUGAAGGGCAGGGAUGCAGGGUCGGAGCUGAUCAACCUGAACAAGGAGACGGAGGCGUCCUGCAGCAACCGCAGCGAGAACAGCUCCGAGAUCAACCUCGACAUCUCGCGCACGCCGCCAUCCGACGGCCCCAUGGACCCUCUGCCGCACCAGCACGCCAGCGGCGGCGGCGGCGGCAUGAUCCCCUUCUACCCUUCCGUCGGCCGCCCCGCCGGCGUCGACAUUGACCAGUUGCUGCACAACUCGUCGGCCCCCAAGAUAGAGGAGCACGGCAACGGCGGUAUCCAGGCUGCCGAAACCGCCGGCUUCGGCAACCUCCUGUGCGGCGUCGACGAGCCGCCGCCGUUCUGGCCGUGGGCCGACCACCAGCACUUCCAUUGAACCAUCACAAGUUCACAAUAGCUAGCGUUGCAAUGGUGAUCAACGAUGAGCAGAAAGAUUCGAGGAAUUUGGAUUCUUGGUGACGUGCAGCAAGGGAGGGAGAAGGAUUGUGUAUGAUCUGAUCGGCGAGGUAGCUGCCUACGAGAGAUUGAGAUGGUGGUGCAAUUUGGUUAAUGAAGUUGAUGCAUGAAAAGGGUUUGUAGGGGGAAUAAGUGAGGUGGUGUAAUUUAGGUAGAUUUUGGUUUGAGUUUUGAUAGUAUCUUUUGCAUCUUCAUUUUUUUUCUUUGCGUUUUUUCUUUUGUUGAUACAUAUAUAAAUUUAUGGAUUGUGAGGCAGUGUUGUAA
This is a messenger RNA of Phragmites australis (common reed), 1399 nucleotides long. RefSeq names its product homeobox-leucine zipper protein HOX21-like. Gene Ontology annotation, biological process: positive regulation of DNA-templated transcription. NCBI's taxonomy places the organism in Eukaryota, Viridiplantae, Streptophyta, Magnoliopsida, Poales, Poaceae. Gene Ontology annotation, cellular component: nucleus. Gene Ontology annotation, molecular function: DNA-binding transcription factor activity, RNA polymerase II-specific; sequence-specific DNA binding. Bases 54 to 1055 code for a protein of 333 amino acids. The transcript is spliced from 3 exons. The record is from RefSeq and is a predicted model, not a curated record.